Anthostomella pinea is the source of this 1047-nucleotide messenger RNA. Lineage: Eukaryota; Fungi; Ascomycota; Sordariomycetes; Xylariales; Xylariaceae. The record is from the annotation of a GenBank genome assembly.
AUGUCAGACUCUCAGACCACUCAUCGUCAAGCCUGGCGUCGAACCGACGACCUUACUCCGGGUGCCACUCGGAUCAAGCUCGUCGAAGAGGCUCUGCCGCUGCCACUCGAUCCCACCUCAGCCUUGGUCAAGGUCUACGCCGUGGCCCUCAACUACAGGGAUGCCAAUAUCGCGAAUGGUGGCAAUCCUUGGCCAGUGAUACCAAACGUCAUACUCGGCAAUGACGCAGCGGGGGAGGUCAUCGCUAUUGGCGACAAGGUGAAGACCUUGCAAGUCGGUGACCGCGUGGCUCCUAUCAUCGAUACCGAAUACGUGUCUGGUCGCGAGAUUGGCCGUUCCUGGCUCGCGGCCAACGAGGAUGGUGUCAUGGCGGACCAUAUCGUCUUUGAAGAGACCAAGCUGGUGAAGCUGCCCGACCAUCUGGAUUGGAUCAGCGCCGCCACCAUUCCGUGUGCCGGCGUUACGGCUUGGUCUGCGAUCAAAGGUGCCGGACCGGGCAAGACGGUCCUGAUCCAAGGUACCGGAGGUGUUUCCAUGUUUGCACUCAAGCUUUGCAGAGCCGCAGGGGCGAGAGUCAUCCUGUCUUCGUCAAGUGACGAGAAACUCGCCCAGAUCCAGAAGCGAUAUCCAGCACCCCCAAUCCUGACCGUCAACUACAAGAACUCCGAUUGGCAUGAGGAGAUCAUGCGCCUUACAGGUGGCGCGGGCGCAGAUAUUGUUGUCGAGAAUGGUGGCGCACCCUCACUCGUGCAGAGCAUGAAGUGUACACGACGAGGCGGGAUUGUCAGCCAGGUCGGCUACCUUGGCAAUCAGGAUCCGGCGCAGCUGUCAGAACUCAUCCCAACUAUUAUCGACAGAAGGGUGGUAUUGAGGGGCAUCAACGCCGGGUCGAAGUAUGACAUGGAAGAUCUGUGUGCUGCGCUGUCAGCCAGCGAAACCAAGCUUGACGACAUUAUUGACAAAGUUUUUCCGUUUUCUGAGGCUGAAGAAGCAGUGCAGUAUGUCUGGGAGGGAAGGCAGAUCGGAAAGGUCAUUCUGCGGCUAUAA